AUGGCGCUGCGCUGUGAGGUUUUCGGGGGGGCUGGCUGUGAGGGGUCACGUCUGGGGGUGGAGAUUUUAGAAUAUCUCAUCAUUUGCCUUAAGAGUGAGGAAGAAAGGCAGCUGAAAGGAUUAGCCCUGGAAGGGAUAGUGCUGGUUUCCAUUGAUCUGAGUGAUUCUACGCGUGGCGCAAGCCAGCUCCGGUGCACGACCACUAUUGCUGCAGCAGGGAAUUUUUGCUCUAAACGCCUCAAUGAACAGAUCUGGAAAGAAAUGGAUGGGAUGCUGGCUGAGCUCUCUGUGCCCUGGACCAGGCCUUGGACAGCAGGUGGAUGUAGCCAUGAACCCCUGGAUUCUACCGCACUCCAGCUGGCCUUCGAGCUCCACGAAAGGCCUGGGGUUCUGAUGACGGACUGUCUGGCAGUAAAACAGUUCAUGCACAAGAUCAGCAUGGUGCACCCAAAGAUCAGAUUCCAUUACUGUGUGAAAGUGAAUGGUGCUGUGUCUGCGGAAACGUACUGUGGGGAGAAGAGAGAGAGUACAUGUGUUCUGAAUGGAAUAAAGCUCCUUACUGACCAGAGACACUAUAUAAGGGUUGUGGACAGCUUGGUGUCCUGUGGCGCUAACUUCCUUUGUGACAAAAUCCACCCUGUGCUGGGCAGGGCUAUCAGCCUCCUGAUUCCCCGUGAAGUGGCUGAAACUGGCUUCACCGGGGAGCUGGAAGUCACGCCGGCUGCUGCGCUGUGUCCCUGCCUGAAGCUGUAUCCCAAUCAGCCUGCUAAGAUAGUUGCUGUCUCCAUAUUUUUUUACGACCCGGCAGGUCUGCCCAUAUCAUUCUAUGCAAAGGGGAAAUCAUCUGUGUUUUUCAAUGACCCAUCGAACUUAGCAGAAUGGGAGAAAUACAGCUAUAGUACAACAUUGGACUCAGAUCCAAGGCAGGAAGAAGAUCGAGUGAACCCAGACGUCAGAUAUAAACUUCACUGGGAAGGUGGAAGCCAAGUAGAUGAUCCGGAUACCUGGGAGCAGACCCUGUUGCUCUUCCUCUUUCUCCACUACUCAGACCAGUUUCAAGAUAAGCCAUUUUACGAUUUCUGGGCCCGGCGCAUGAUUGCAUCCUAUAUGGACCAGAUUCUCCUGUGCAGCCAGCAGGCAGUGAAGCGCGGAGUCCAGGUUGUCAUUGACGCAAUGCUAGAGGAGCACUGCAAGAGGGUGAAGAACCAGCGGAGGUUGAAGCUGUCCCUGCCCGUCAUCCUAAGUGCCAUUUCCAGCGUGGUGUCUAGCAGCACUAACAGCCAGUUCAGAAGGGAAUGUCUACAGAGUUUGCAGGUUUCAGAUACCCCAGAGCUAAUGGCAGCCAUUCAAACAGCCUUUGAAAAUGUCACUCGGAAGCGACUGAUGCCCAGUGGCACAUGCAGCAUCACAAAACAGGUACCUGAAGAUGCCAACCCAGCCUGGCUUGCUGCGUGUGACUUACCAACAGCUGGCCAGAAGCUAUCACAGGAAGAGGCAUCUGACAGCAUCAGUUCUCUCAAUUCAGAGCCGGCCUCUCUGCUGGACAGAGCUGACUUGUGGGGAAAAAUGAGUGAAACUAAGAGGAGGAAGACAGCAACCAUGGAGAACAAUGCAGGUGGGGCUCUGGAGCGAGAGCCACUGGGUGGCUUGCAGGAGAGGACGGACGAUCUCAUGACAGACUUUGGCAGCCAGCUGAGUUUUUGCCUGUGGAGUCCCAAGGAAGGAGCAGAUGCCAGCAUGUUCCUAGGUGAAAGAGAGGAAGGCUUUACAGCUGUAUCAGAAUGCGGAGCCAGAAGUGAGAAUCUGUGGCAGGCCGACCACUUGUGGCUGCAAGAGAUUUCCAAUCUUUCUGAAUGGACAUCCUGAAAUGGAGAUGCCCUUAGCCAAGGGUAUGAGAACAGCUGUGCUCCCCCAUGCAAACAAAGCCAAAUAAAGACCAUCCGUUCAAUGGGGUUCUUGUUCUUUAUUGUUGGAUGGCAGUAGGGCAGGGGUUCUCAAACUGAGGGUUGGGACCCCUCAGGGGGUCACGAGGUUAUUACAUGGGGGAGUCACGAGCUGUCAGCCUCCACCCCAAAUCCCACUUUGCCUCCAGCAUUUAUAAUGGUGUUAAAUAUAUAAAAAAGUGUUUUUAAUUUAUAAGGGGGGGUCGCACUCAGAGGCUUGCUAUGUGAAAGGAGUCACCAGUACAAAAGUUUGAGAACUACUGCAGUAGGGCUUAGGAGCCCCGAUACGCACUAGGACCCCUCUGUGCUGGGCACUGUACAAAAAUGGAACAAAGUUGGUCCCUUGCCCCAAAGAGCUGACACUGUUGUAUUAGAAGGAGGGAGGGUGGAUGGCUUUGUGGUCAAGGGACAUGACAGUGGUGGAGGACUCCUGGGUUCUUCUUUGAGUAUAUGUCCCAUGGGAGCUCCACCAUAGGAUGUUUGUGCCUGUGUGCUCUUGAUUGGAGACUGCAAAGUAGUGCUCGCGGGCCUGCCCCUGUGCAGAACACCUCAUCCUCUGAAUGAGUGGUGGUGGGCUCAGGUCCUCCUCAACUGCCGGCAGCUCAAGACAGAGUCUUUGCUGUUAGUUUCCCACUUUUGUUUCAUCUCAUGAAAGUCUUUCUUUAUUUUUGUUUCAUAGUUAUUGAUUUUUCUUUUUUGUGGAGGGAGUUUUUCUGCCUCCUUCUUCUGGAACCUUUGUUUGUGCUGGAGGGAGCACAAUUUGUUA
This is a messenger RNA of Caretta caretta (loggerhead turtle), 2709 nucleotides long. It is a transcript of the gene TOP6BL, whose product is annotated as TOP6B like initiator of meiotic double strand breaks. Gene Ontology annotation, biological process: meiotic DNA double-strand break formation; reciprocal meiotic recombination. Lineage: Eukaryota; Metazoa; Chordata; Testudines; Cheloniidae. The record is from RefSeq and is a predicted model, not a curated record.